Molecule: messenger RNA, 4853 nt
Organism: Camponotus floridanus (Florida carpenter ant)
Lineage: Eukaryota; Metazoa; Arthropoda; Insecta; Hymenoptera; Formicidae
Gene: Mnn1
Product: menin
Exons: 4
Coding region: 333-2156 (607 amino acids)
Biological process (GO): negative regulation of cell population proliferation; regulation of transcription by RNA polymerase II; negative regulation of cell cycle
Cellular component (GO): nucleus; histone methyltransferase complex; chromatin
Molecular function (GO): Y-form DNA binding; chromatin binding; transcription cis-regulatory region binding
Source: RefSeq, a predicted model, not a curated record
GCAGCAGCAGUCGCCGCGGCUUUUGUCGUGCGUGCGGAGAUGCGAGGGAACCGCGCAUCGCGGGCAGCGUUCACUGGCGGAUCGGAGUAACGCGCGCGCGUUGACCGACGACGAGUCGGCGGCCACGACGUGGGGCACCACCGUCCGUUGCGUAUCCUCUGCGCGCGCGAUCUCUGUCAGAAGCCGCCGCCGGCCGAGGCGGGAUAGAGCCCCGGCUAUGACGGGCCUGACUCGGGCGUCGUAGAUCUCGACGACUCGGCCGCCACCGUCGUUUGCGCGAGUGCGUGCCGUCCCCAGCCGUCUCCCAGUUAUCGGCGGGCCUUUUACGCGACAUGGCGGGCUUUCAUGACAGGGACAGGGCCCUGUUCCCGAUCCGGAGCAUCCCCGCGAUCGUGGAGAUCUUCAAGAAUCAGUUGGAGAACAGCGCCGAGCCGGAUCUCGCGUUGCUGUCGAUCCUCGUCGGCGCGGUCGAGAACUCGCUGACGUGCAACCGCGUCUUCGCCGCGCAGGAGAACACCGUCUACGACGAACCGAUGCUGCCGGCCGUGGAGUAUCACAUCGCCGAGGCGCUCUACGAUAAGUUUCACGCGGUGAUCAAGGGCGCCGUCGAUCUUACCGUCUACGACACCAAGUACGCUACCAGAGAGCUCGUCAAGAAGGUGUCGGACGUGAUAUGGAACUCGCUUACGAGGAGCUACUACAAGGACCGCGCGCAUCUGCAGAGUCUCUACAGUUACUUGACUGCGAACAAGCUGGACUGUUACGGAGUCGCCUUCGCUGUGGUGGCUGGGUGUCAGGUCUUGGGAUUCAAGGAUGUGCAUCUCGCCAUGUCGGAGGAUCACGCAUGGGUUGUGUACGGAGAGGAUGGAACGGAGACAGCAGAAGUCACAUGGCAUGGUAAGGGAAACGAGGAUAAACGUGGACAGCCAGUGGAGCCUGGUAUAGCAUCUCGAUCAUGGUUAUACUUAAACGGUCAAGCAAUGGUGUGCAAUCGUGCUCUGGAAGUGGCUACUAUAGUAUCAGCCAUCAACCCUAGUCUAAACGCAACUACUGAUGCGGUCGAAGUGGGAUUGGUCCAGCAAGAACUAUUGUGGUUGCUGUAUGACUUGGGUCAUUUAGCGAAAUAUCCUAUGGCAUUGGGUAAUCUCGCUGAAUUGGAGGAGGCUGCGCCUACACCAGGGAGACCACCACCGAUAAAUCUUUUUCAGGAGGCUGUAAGAUCAGCGAGAAAAUUUUACGCAAACGCGCAUGUCUAUCCGUACACUUAUCAAGGAGGGUAUCUAUAUCGGCACAAAUUAUAUGUGAAUGCAUUUGCAUCAUGGGCUGAUGGCGCCGAUGUUCUGCGAAAAUAUGAUUAUUCCCGGGACGACGGAGAGAUAUAUAAGGAACUGUUAGAGAUCGCCAACGAAUUGAUACCACAUACGGUACGCGUCGAUGAGCGCUUGCUGCGGCAACCACGUUGCUUCGCGUACCUGUUGAGAUUUUACGACGGUAUUUGCCAAUGGGAGGAGGGCGCCAACACUCCUGUGCUGCACAUAGGUUGGGCUCGGCCGCUGGUAAACACAAUUUCAAAGUUCGAUGCCAGUAUACGCGCACAGGUCGUCAUAGAAUGCUACGAAACGGAGAGCAAACAAAAGGAAGAGGCGCAAAAGAGGGAGACGAGUCCCGAGGAGACGCUCAACAACAACAACAACAAUUACUGCAAGACCAAGGAACGGGGUAACGCGGCGCGAGAUCUAAUCAAGAGUCUAGAGUCCAAAGUGCCCUCUAAUUCGGCAUCGACGCAUCCUAGUAUUCAAGCCCUGACGGCAGCCUGCAGCGAGAAGAUACUUAACAGAGAUUACCUGCUGCAGGGCGGGGGCGAGCCGUUCGUCGCGCCACCGGACGACACAUUGCCACCGGCGCCUUCCACCUCUCAGGAGAAGCUGCACGUCGAGCCCGAAGUAAAGAUCGACUCGGAGAACGAGAAGCCGAAGAUAACGCUGUACAGUCAAAAGAUGAAGGGUCUCAAAGAUCUCCUGUUGGCGGAGAAACUCAACACCCACGCGAUCUCGUUGCAACUGACGGCGCAGAGUCAGGUACAAAUCGGUAAGAAGUCGCGCGGCAGCGAUGACGUUGGAGUCAGUCAACGUCCCAAGAGGACGCGCCGUGAAUAGUAUAAGAUCUUCGACCGACGUUUCGGUAUAGUGAAAUAUUGAAAGUGCCAGCACACUUGACGGGGUCGACUCCCCGUCCUCGGCGAGCUCGAACAGAUGCGAGACGCAAUGGCCGGCCAUCCAGCGUGGUUCGCUGUCAAAACAGUCAUUAAGGUAUACACCGACUCUCCUCGCUCUCGGUGUUCUCCGCCGAUGUAUCUCUGUGGGACGCGAAUCGUCCUCGGACUCCUCCGAAAUCUCGACUCUCGAGAGCGUCGUGAUGAAUUUCGUGCCGUUUGAUUUGAACGAAGCCCUCCACGGUGCUCCUCUCGUUUUGCAACGACACCGCGGGUACUUGCGAGGCGAACGUUUACGUUACCGUCGGGGAUCUAUCGCCGUUAGAUAUAUAUAUAGCGUGUCAAGUAGAGGCACGGAGAGAAAAAUUUGUAGAAAAGUACAAAAAAGUUUUCCCCGCUUUAAGUUAACGGACGAGAGAUCGCGAGCUGUCUCGCGAUCGUCAACGAUUCGAAUAUUUUGCGUGUAAAUAUCACUCUUGAUUCUUCCACAGUGCGUAGAGCUGUGACUUGCGAUGUAAGGGGAUGGUAGGGGAAAAGAGGGAAGAAGAAGGUGAGGGAGAAAGAUAGAAUCGAAUAUUGUACCUAAUCUGUCUCCGCGGGUAAACCAAUCUUUUUGGAGCACAGUUAUUUAUUCUUACGAAUUAUAUUAGUCGACGAUGCCGCCGACCAGUUCUCUCGGUGAUCGUCACUUUGUCAUAUUUGUCUGUAAUCUCUUGUUGCACUCUUAUUUAUUGAUUCACGUUUUUUUUUUCUAUUUGAGCUAUUGCACUACUCGAUAAUUAUCAUUGACAAGUUGCCGUUAAUGUUUUUUACACUUGGUAGUAGUUGAACUUCUGUUAGAAUUACGCUUGUACGUUCUAGAAAGGAAAACACAUUCCACUCCGUAUGUGGUGCAAACUAAUUAAGUUCUUACCUUAAGGUAUUUUAAGCAUAAAAUUCUCGCUUAUUUUUAUAACUAUUUAUUUUCAGAGUAUAUAAUUGUAAGACUAUGUAUAUUUCUAAGGACCUCUCUAUUUUACUGUUUCUCGAUAGGGGCGGAAUGACAGUGCGUUAGACAGUGCGUCAUCUUUGAAUCUGAAAUCGUCCGAAUGCGAGAUGACAUCGCGAGUUUACUUGGCGUGAAAAAAAAAAGAUAGAAGCGUGCGCGAUCACAGAUCAGUCAGUAUCGCAGAUUGCGCGUCGUUUCAUCAAUCUCUCUUCCUUCUUAGUGUAAGAACGCGUACACUUGUCCGACGAUGAGAACUGAGACCUGUUUGUGGCGCUCUCAUUCGCGUGCUCUAGAGAUUCGUUUGUCCCAUGGACGUUAAUACAUGGACUCUGAAUGCCCUUUUGCCGUCUAAUUGAGUGAAGCCAAUAUCUAGAAAGAGAGAGAGAGAGCAUAGAGGGGCUCGUUUCCUCUCUUUCUUUUUUUUUUGCAAUUCAUCUGCGCAAAGUUAUCUGUGUUUUUCUAAAUGUUGGCUCCACUCUUUUGACCAUGUAUACUACGUCCAUGAUUUGUCCAUCAUUCGUUUGUGAAUCUGACGUAAUUGAAACAAUAGAACGGCGACUCGCGUUGCGAUCACGUUUUAUUAAUCGCGAAAAAAAAAAAAAAAAACUGGUAGCCAGUUCUUAGGCUAUUAUUACGAGUUAUAUACGACAUUUAAUUAAUACUCUCCCGUUACUCUCUCGGAUUUUCGCGGGUGAUGGAUGUCUUCGUCACCUGUUCACACUACGUAAAAACUCGAGGAGUCUUUGACAAUGUUUAAGCGGAUUGUUGUAGACUAUGUUGUUGACAGGAAUGAAAAUAUAAACGGUCCGAGCUGAUCGACGAUAACUUAAUAAUGAAGGGCGCUAUCUUACUGUGAUGCUGAAUAUAUACUAUAUACAUAUAUUAUAUUAUAUAUAUAUAUAUAAAACACAACACAAAGUAUAUAUAUAUGUAAUUAUAUGAUUUAAUAACCGUAGUUUAUAUGAAAGAAACGAACGGCGCGGUAAGGGACGGGAUUUUGCUUCACGCCGCGCCGCGACUAUAAAAAAAAAAAUUAAUUAAACGACCGUAGUUAUGUAUGUUAAUCAAGGAACAUGGAAUACGCAGUUGACAGUCCGUUGCCCGACGCGCGCAAACCAAAAUUCACGCAAGAUUCUUCUGAAGAACGAUGUUGUACAUCGACGAUCGUUUUCGUUAAAGGCAUCUUCGCUCCUUUUUUUAUUAUUAACGCUGUGCUAUAGCGUUAUAGUCUCUUUUUCUUAAUGUAUAGCGUCAUAUAUAUCGUCUCUCUUGGCGCCUAUCGAGUUGCUGAGUUGCACCGACGAUGGUUCAAUUAACAGUGGGCUUCUUUCCAGGAAAGUUGAAUCUACAUAGCUCACAUUGCUGGAAAUUUAAUGCAUAAUUAUCUCAAGGGCAAUUGCAAGAAACAGUAGUUCUCAACGGGAGACUACUGUCUGGAGGAAUUACUUUGUUGACUUUUUGUAGAAUACAGUUUUUUACAGUUUUUAAAUUAUUAUAAUUGAUGCAUAUAUAUCACUACUCUGAACUGGCGAUUGUCAAAGUUAUGAUAAUAUUUGGCAGGAAAUUUAGUAUUUAUUAAACCAACGUUGGUGCAACCAGGUUUGAAAUAGAAAAAAUCGCGCGAUAUGACUCUCCGCACAGAGAAAAAUAUUA